Messenger RNA from Plasmodium gonderi, 1095 nucleotides. RefSeq lists its product as hypothetical. NCBI's taxonomy places the organism in Eukaryota, Apicomplexa, Aconoidasida, Haemosporida, Plasmodiidae. The coding region runs from base 1 to 1095 and encodes 364 amino acids. The record is from RefSeq and is a predicted model, not a curated record. The transcript has a single exon.
AUGGCUAUCUCGAUACAUGUAACUCUCAUAUUUGCUGUAUUAGCAAUCCUAUAUCAGUUGAAAGAAAAUAUUUUAUGCGCAGGGGAAGAAGUCCCUCUUUGUAUAUCUGAGUUUAACCAAGACAAAGAAUGUAAUAUAUCCACCGAAUUUGGAAAAGGAAUUAAAAUAUACUGUCCAUUUGACUCAGUCCCCAAUAAUAAUGGCGUUAUACGUAUGAACGGACAAUUGGUGAACAAUGAUAACACUUGUUUUAACAGGAUGAAAUCAAAUGAUGGGCCUAAUAUGAAUGUGACAAAGGAGUUAACUGAAUUUGUAUCAGAUUUGAUUAUAUAUACAAACAGAAGAGAAAAUACACAUUACGUUUAUGCACCUCACACGGUCACGAAUGGAAUUUCCCUAUCUUGUAAUUGUAUUGAUAGGGGAAAACAGAAGGCUUACAAGUUAAAUAUACAAAUAAAUGCACAUAAAAAGAAAGAAAAAAAAAUUAAAGGCUGUAAUUUUUACUAUUCUGAUGAUAACAAUGAGGAAAAUGAAAAUGAGUUGGAGAAAAAUAUCAACUUAAAAUACAAAAAAGAUUGUUUUUUGGAUGUUCAUGCGAAUGAUGUAAUAUAUUUGAAAAGUAAAGUACAUAAUAUGUAUAGUAAUCUCAUUAUUAAUCCCUUUCACUGUUUUCAUGAAGUUUUAAAUGAAGAAAAUAAACAAGAACAAAUUUCUGGUCUACUUAAUGGGGCUAGGGUUAUACCUGGAUUAAAUACUUAUAUUAAUGAUCCUAUGCUCCCUAAAUUCUUGUCUUACUUAUUUGUCCCUGAUGAGAUAAACGAAUCAAUAAAAGUUAUAUGCAAUUGCUCAAUUAAAGACAACGCUUUGGAUGAAACAUAUGUAGGUACUGUUUAUUUAAAUUUUAAGAAGAGCGAAAAAUUAUACCCAGUUAAUGAUGAAAACUAUGGAAGGAAAAAUAAUAAUGGGGAUCACGAUGAAGAAGGAAGGGGUAAACAAAAUUUGAUAAGAGAUGAUCGAAAGGGUGCAAAUAAAUCCUCCUCCAUGCUGAGGCAGUUAUCCCUUCUUUUGAUUCUUCUUAUGUUCGCACCAUGGUAA